Messenger RNA from [Torrubiella] hemipterigena, 1371 nucleotides. The record is from the annotation of a GenBank genome assembly. NCBI's taxonomy places the organism in Eukaryota, Fungi, Ascomycota, Sordariomycetes, Hypocreales, Clavicipitaceae.
UCCAAGGGUCCUCGUUACAGUAGGCACAGUUGGGAGGUCAAGGGAGGAUUUAGUGCACUGGCCCAGCCUAAGGUAAGCCUCAGGCUACAGUGGGCGGGCCCCUUCCCUAACAUUACGUCUUUUUCGCAAGAGGGUCCCCUGGACUUUGUUGGGCCAAUGGUAGUAGCCACCGACUUCCCCCAAACAUUUCUCCCGUUUUGCUCCGUAGUAACCGUAGAGUUCAUUUCCCUCCACUCUGUUCUUCGGUCUUCUUCCUUCUCUUUCCCAUCACCACCGCCUCCAUCUCCUCUACCAAAACAUCUUCUUUUUUUAUAAAUCGAACCUUUUAGGCUUCUUUUUAAACAAACUACAAUCAUCAUGUCUGUCCCUGCUUUCUCCGACAUUGCCAAGCCGGCCAACGAUCUCCUCAACAAGGAUUUCUACCACCUUGCCGCCACCACCUUCGAGUUCAAGGACACUGCCCCCAACGGCGUUGCCUUCAAGGUCACUGGCAAGUCUAGCCACGAGAAGGCCACCUCUGCCGCUAUUGAGGGAAAAUACAACGACAAGGCUACCGGUCUUACCCUUACCCAGGCCUGGAACACCGCCAACUCCCUCGACACCAAGGUUGAGGUCAACGAUACCCUUGCCAAGGGCCUUAAGCUCGAGGGUCUCUUCAACUUCCUCCCCGCCACCGCUGCCAAGGGUGCCAAGUUCAACCUCUACUUCAAGCAGCCUGGCUUCAACGGCCGCGCCUUCUUUGACCUCCUCAAGGGUCCCAAGGCCAACGUCGACGCCGUUGUUGGCCACGAGGGUUUCCUCGCUGGUGCCUCUGCUGGCUAUGAUGUCCAGAAGGCUGCCGUCACCAGCUACAGCGCUGCCGUUGGCUACGCCGCUCCUCAGUACAGCGCCGCUGUCACUGCCACUGACAACCUGAGCGUCUUUGCUGCUUCUUACUACCACAAGGUCAACUCCCAGGUUGAGGCUGGUGCCAAGGCCACCUGGAACUCCAAGACCGGCAACACUGUCGGCCUCGAGGUUGCCUCCAAGUACCGCAUCGACCCCGUCUCUUUCGCCAAGGUCAAGCUCAACGACCGCGGUAUCGCCGCUCUCGGCUACAACGUCCUCCUCCGCGAGGGUGUCACCCUGGGUCUCGGUGGUUCUUUCGAUACCCAGAAGCUCGACCAGGCUACCCACAAGCUCGGUGCCAGCUUCACCUUCGAGGGUUAAAUUGCUCCCUUGUGUAUUUGUGAGCGGCGCUUGUCGUGCGUUUUUGAAAAGUAGCUGCGCGGAAGCAGCUCAUGUACCCUACUAGACUACGUGCAUUUGCUUUGGGAUUCCCAGUGGGUAGAUGUAUAAUAAUAUGAAAAAUAUACUUUCUUUUGUCACUGC